Cheilinus undulatus (humphead wrasse) is the source of this 549-nucleotide messenger RNA. RefSeq names its product homeobox protein goosecoid-2. The record is from RefSeq and is a predicted model, not a curated record. Gene Ontology annotation, cellular component: nucleus. Gene Ontology annotation, molecular function: DNA-binding transcription factor activity, RNA polymerase II-specific; RNA polymerase II cis-regulatory region sequence-specific DNA binding. Lineage: Eukaryota; Metazoa; Chordata; Actinopteri; Labriformes; Labridae. Gene Ontology annotation, biological process: regulation of transcription by RNA polymerase II. Bases 1 to 549 code for a protein of 182 amino acids. The transcript has 3 exons.
AUGGACGGGCUGAUCAGGAUGGAGAGACAAAAGUUUCCUUUCACUAUUGAGAACAUUCUGAGCAAAUAUCCAGAUAGCAGUGGAGACAAGCGAUCAUGUGGGACAGCUGGAUUAAAAGACAAGGUGUCGGGUGCUGUUGGAGGCCAGCCGGAGAGUGUUCAUCAUGCCUGCAUGUGCUGCUGCUACUGCUCCCACUGUGGAGAUAUUUUCCACACUGAUUUCAUCCAUGAAGCCUGUCAGUACAGUUGGCCCCCAAUGCUCACAGACCCCUGCAGGCUGGGAGACGCUCACAGAGAUGAGCAGUCGCCCGGAGCCAGUCAGGUGCAGAGGAGAACUAGGAGGCAUCGCACUAUUUUCACUGAGGAGCAGCUGGACGCGCUGGAGGAGCUGUUCCUGCAGAAUCAGUAUCCAGAUGUGAACACGAGAGAGAGACUGGCACAGCAAACUCACCUGAGAGAGGAGAGAGUAGAGGUUUGGUUUAAGAACAGAAGAGCUAAAUGGAGGCGUCAGAAAAGAUUGUCAUUUGGCUUGGGAAACACAGAAAACUGA